Messenger RNA from Physella acuta, 2011 nucleotides. Its product is annotated as caspase-3. The record is from RefSeq and is a predicted model, not a curated record. Gene Ontology annotation, molecular function: cysteine-type endopeptidase activity. Lineage: Eukaryota; Metazoa; Mollusca; Gastropoda; Physidae. Gene Ontology annotation, biological process: proteolysis.
UGUAUUAUACUCUGUAUUCUACAGUGCCGUUGAAAUAUAGAAUCUAUAUAACUAUUAUACAGAUUCUAGAUCUAUUAUAUAAGGCACUUUAUCUAGAUUUUAAAAAGAUUUUAGAUCUGCUUAUAAUUGAAAGAUCCUCAUUUAAAUAAAUAUCCAGAUUAACUCAAGAAUACUCAUAUUUUCAUUAUUUUGUUAUUAUUUUAUGAAAUGGAUGACAGUGAAAGUGAUGGGUUUUUGGAAUAUAAAGGAACACAGUUUAUCAAGCAAGAAAAGCCUUCAUACCAAGCAAAUCCUCCAUACAGAUCUCACCAAACAAUAAAUUCUACAGACUUUUACUCAGAUGAUGAGUAUAAUUUUUCCAACCCACGCCGAGGGGUUGCAGUUAUAAUUGUCAACGACACUUUCAAUGGUAAAAACAAGCGUGAAGGGUGUACUAUAGACUUAGCUAAUCUACAAACAAUAUUUUCCAGCCAUGGAUUUGAGAUACGAUCAUAUUAUGACAAAACUGUAGGAGAACUAAUGAAGGAACUUAAAAACAUUUCCAGUGAAGACCAUUCUUCUUGUGACUGUCUUGUGCUAGCCAUUUCAACCCACGGGGAUGAAGUUUUCAGCCAAGACAACUCUAGACAAGAUGUUAUCUACACAAAAGAUGCAGUAAUUUCUACCAAAGCUAUUCUAGAAUUAUUUAAUGACCAAAACUGCCCUUCACUAAAAAACAAGCCAAGAUUAGCUUUUAUUCAGGCUUGUCGUGGAGGCAAGCUGGAUGAUGGUAUGGAAAUAACUUGUACAAAACAGAAGCCUGAAGCUUCCUCUGAGGACGUGCUUGAUGAAAAAAGCCUCAUCCGGUUCAAAUCCAUGGAUUGCUCAGAUUCUGUUGCAGAAGAAAGCUUGAGUGAUGCAUUGUUUUCUAAAACUAGGAAACAUGUUAUAACAGAUGUUAAACAUGUCUCAAGAUUGAGUGAAGUUUGCACCACACCAGCUCCAUGUUUUAAAGAUUUCCUGGUGAUGUACUCCUGCCCUCCAGGUUUCUUUGCCUUUCGCCGUCCUCGCGAGGGAUCAUGGUUUAUAAAAUGCCUGGCAGAUGUGUUACUCACUUCAAGGGGAGGCAGAUCUCUAAUGCAAGAGCUGACCACUGUCGUAGGACUGGUUGCUAGGGAACGCCAGUCUGAAAGUUUAGAUCCUGUCUUGAAUGCUAAAAAACAAUCUCCCGUCAUCUAUUCUAUGCUUACAAAAGAAAUUUAUUUGCGGAAAAAAGUGUAACUAACAAUAUGUGUAAUAUUAUGUUUUGGAAAUGAGCCUAAAAUUUAUUUUAGUUUAUGACUGAUUUUAAAACACUGGUGUAAAAAAAAAAGCUUUCUAAGAAAAUUCUUAUACAAAUGUGCUUUCUGUGUUGUGUUAUCACAUUUUUGUUGUUCAAAAUUCAUUUUACCUACCAAUACUCCCUAAUUUUUUUUAUUUCACUGGUGCUAUUGUUCAAUAGUCACAUGAAUAUAAUGCAUUUGUCUUAAGCCCCACUGAAUUUAUUAUACUUGUGUUUUUAAAACUAAAUACAAAAUGAAUGUUGUAUUAUAAAUUAUGGAUGGUUGCUUUAAGUUUAAGGCAUUGAUGGGAAAACAGUUUUACAGAAUGGGACAUUUUUUUUAAAAGCUGUUUAAAAUUGUAUUGAUUUACCUUGUUUUAGCUUGUGCAUAGAAAGUUUUUCACUUAUUACUUCACCCGUGUUUGUACAUCAUUGUGUAAAACAAUUAUCAUACAAUAGCUUUGUUGUCAUUUAUAAUCAUAAGCUGACAUUUUCAGUAAAUUGUGUAAAAAAAAAGUAUGGUGGCUGACAAGAACAGAUCUUUACAAUUGUCUCAUGUACAUUAAAUAAUGACAUUGUUAGCUGCUAACCGCAAAAGAAGGGAUUUGUACUUUUCAAGUAUGGAUACCCCAAUCUGGGGUGGGAGGGGUUAGUGUAAUCUUUUUAAAGUUCUGUAAACUUGAGUAUACUCAGUAAAUGUAAAGAAUGGAA